CGGGGCGCGGCGCCAGCGGGGACUACAGCUCCCGGCAUGCCCCGCGGGGACUACAGCUCCCGGUAUGCCCUGCGGCGGGAGGGCGGGAAGGCGGGUGUGGGCUGUCAGCUCCGUGUCGCGCCGCUGAGAUAAAUGGACUAUAAGAAAAUCGCAGAUGAAGUUUCAGAAAAACUUUUAUCAUACAGUCAAGAUACUUCAGGAUGGAGGGUGAUAAAAGUCUCAAAAAAUGUUACGGUUUCUUCCAAGCCUUCAAAAGAGUAUGCGGGAAAUAUAUACCGCGGAGAAGGGAUAAUUAAGGAAGUCCCCAGUAAAAUCAUUCCUUUUAUGUAUCUUCCUGAAUAUCGAAGCAAAUGGGACAAAGCAUUAAAAUCUUACAAGCUGUUAGAAAGCAUUGACCAGGACACUGGUCUAUACCACAGCGUAACCCACAGUUACGGUAUGGGGCUGAUUUCAUCCCGGGAUUUUGUUGACCUGCUGCAUGUUAAACCAUACCCUGGUGAUGUCCUUACAACUAACUCUGUCAGCGUGGAAUAUUCCGGCUGCCCCCCAACUCCCUCCUGUGUCCGGGGCUACAACAAUCCCUGUGGAUACGUCUGCUCACCUUUGCCUGAGAAUCCCGAGCACUCCAAGCUAGUUGUAUUUAUUCAGCCAGAACUGGGAGGAAUGCUGCCCUGUUCGUUAGUGGAAUCAGUGUUACCGACCACGCUCAUAAACCUCAUCACCGAUACCAGAGCUGGACUGAAAGCCUUGAAAGAUCAGAACUAAAUGUAAGUGGGAAAUAACAAGCACAAGUCACCUGCAUCUUUGACUUGGAUUCAUUUUUAAAGUAGAUGAUGACGUUUUAUUUUGUGUGAUAUGUGGAAAUGUCUAAAGCUUAACUGUUAAAAUGGUUCUUGGGAAUGAUGUGAAAAUUUACGCUGAAGCGCCACCAAAGUACAGGCCAGUGCUUUCAAUGUAAUCAGGUGAUGGUUUGUAAUAUUUUUGCACUUUAUAUGCAGAGGAUAUAUAUAUUCCCGUGAGAAUCUGGUGAUAUAGCAAUGUUAAAAUACAGUAGUCAAUAUUUUGCCAUAGCUUUAAACGUACUUUGAUAGAUUCUUACCUCAAUUAUGCACUCGACUGAAAGAAGCAAACAUCUCAUGUACUAGAGGCUUUAAACACGUUUAUUAACUACAAGUGUGCAACUCUAAUUAGCGACUGUUUCACUGUUUUGGAAUUAUUUGAAGAAAAGCCUGAUUAAUUUGUAGAUAGCAUCUCAUUAAAAGCUGCUCUUUGUA
Columba livia (rock pigeon) is the source of this 1274-nucleotide messenger RNA. RefSeq names its product stAR-related lipid transfer protein 6-like. Bases 133 to 765 code for a protein of 210 amino acids. The record is from RefSeq and is a predicted model, not a curated record. Gene Ontology annotation, molecular function: lipid binding. NCBI's taxonomy places the organism in Eukaryota, Metazoa, Chordata, Aves, Columbiformes, Columbidae. The transcript has 7 exons.